Molecule: messenger RNA, 522 nt
Organism: Theileria annulata
Lineage: Eukaryota; Apicomplexa; Aconoidasida; Piroplasmida; Theileriidae
Product: p23 (translationally controlled tumor protein homolog), putative
Exons: 3
Coding region: 1-522 (173 amino acids)
Cellular component (GO): cytoplasm
Molecular function (GO): calcium ion binding
Source: RefSeq, a predicted model, not a curated record
AUGAAGGUUUACCGAGAUUUGUACUCUAAUGAUGAGGUUUGCUCUGACGCAUACGAUCAUCUCGACCCAUUCGACAACCCAGAUCUAUCAUCUGUUGCUUUUGAAGUAAAGACUUCAAAGGUUGCAAAAGGUGAAGAAGACUAUGGAAUCGGAUACAAUGAUGAAGAGGGAGGAGAUCAAAUGAAUGUUGACCCCAACGUUGAAGUUGUAGUCGAUGUGGUUGAUAAAUUUGCACUUCAAUCACUUCCAUUGACCAAGAAGGACUACUCUUCUUACAUUAAGAAGUACAUUCAGAGAUUGGUUGCAACACUCCAAGAAAAGAACCCUGAGAGGGUAGAACCCUUUAAAACUUCAGUUUCUGAGUUUGUUAAACAUGUUCUCGCAAACUUUGACGAUUUUGAGUUUUACGUCGGAGAAUCUUUGGAUUACGAGGCUGGAUUAGUUUACGGCUAUUACAAGGGCGAAGAAGUCUCGCCAAGACUAGUUUUCCUCAAAGACGGACUUGUGGAAGAGCGUUAUUAA